This is a messenger RNA of Paramormyrops kingsleyae, 2940 nucleotides long. NCBI's taxonomy places the organism in Eukaryota, Metazoa, Chordata, Actinopteri, Osteoglossiformes, Mormyridae. The record is from RefSeq and is a predicted model, not a curated record.
UAAUGCGCGCUGCCGACGCGGUACUGAACCCAUAGGAGACGCUGAUCGUAAGAGGCGGAGCGCGUCGGAAGCCACUCGGCGUCCCCACAACGGUUUGUCUCUCAAGUGUCCGGAACGGUAGGCGGAGGAUGGAGUUCGAGCAGCUGAUCGACACAGCGGAGGAGUGGUGCUCCGGGAACCCCUUCGAGCUCAUAGCCGCGGAGUGCAGUGACGAGAGGCGCCUGGAUUUCUAUGCCGAACCACGGUUCUCCUUUUACGUCUUGUGUCCAGACGCGAAUUGUGACACCGAUAGUUUUACUGGCUGGUUCCCCCCCUUGCAGCACGUCUGGAGUGAGAAUGAGGACUGCCUGCCCUUCCUGCAGCGUGCCCAAGAUUAUAUCUCGGCUUGUGGCAGGAAGAGCUUUGUGCAGGUCCUGGAUGAGGUCUUCUCUUCCUUCAGGCCACUCCUAGACCUCCCUGACACAGAUGACACAGAGACGUUUGAGCAGUACCACACCAAUGUGGAAGAGGAACCAGAGACCGACCACCAGCAGCUGGCUGUCAGCCAGCAGUAACACCACCCACAUUGACCACACCCACCCACCACUAAGGACCGCCUCCCACUGUCAUCCCAGUUCUGGGUUCUCAGACAUCAGAAUAUGCACACUGCAGAUAUUUGUUUUGUGCUUGAAAUCAGGAGUGUGGUGGGAAACAUAGUAUUCAAAUAAAAGAAUAGAGUAAAAUAGAUGGAUCAUGGCUUAGUGUGUCAUAAAUGCAAAUAUUUAUAUCUAAGCCAAAUGGUAAUAAUUUCGUUCCUAGUCUGUAUGUUCUCAUGUUAACAGCAGGUCAUUAGUUUCCUCAUAAAAAUAUACAGAUAAUUGUUUUCUUAGUAAAAUAACAUAAAACACGGCUCUGCUUAGUUUUAAUGACGUUUUUUUAUUAUUUUAAUUGGUCUGAGCUUUUAGAGAGACAGACGGAAUGUUUGUGAGUGCCUGCAUCGUCUGUUAUUGGAGCUGAACUGAACAGCACGGGUGUAAGGAAAACUUUGCUAUAGUGAGUUUGAUAAGACCUUAGAGUGACGCUAGUACCUGUGACUCAAAAAGCAUCUUCACCUGCUUAAGUUAGACCUGUUACCAACCUGCUGGAAAAGUGUUACAUACAAAUGUAUCUACUAAUAUAUAAGAUGUAGAGGUGUUACAAUUUGACAAAUUCAAGUAAAAUAUUAAACCCUUAGAAUAACUAUAUUUAUGUACAGUAUGGAGUUGAUCACAUGUUUGUCUUAGAAAGAGUGGGCUUCCUGGUGUGUGUAUGAACAGAUGCUUGGUGAAAGAUAUUGAGUAAAAACAUGCUCUGCUAAUUUCAAUUCCCUCCGCAUACACGUUUUGUAAUGGAGGUGUAGGCCUGCUGCACUUUAAUAGGUGUAGGAGGGGUAGGUCUGUCUCACUUUAAUCAGUGUAAGAGGGGUAGGCCUAUCUCAUUUGAAUGGAUAUAUGAUGCCAAGGUCUGUCUCACUUUAAUCUGUGUAGGAGGUGUAGGCCUGUCAUACAUUAAUGGGCGUAAAAGAUGGAGGCCUGUCUCACUUUAAUGGGUGUAGAAGAUGGAAGCCUGUCACUUUAAUAGGUGUAGGAAGGGUAGGCCUUUCUCACUUUAAUAGAUAAAUGAGGUGGAGGCCUGUCCCAUUUUAAUGUGUGUAGGAGGUGUAGGCCUGUCCCAUUUUAAUGGGUGUAGGAGGUGUAGGCCUGUCCCAUUUUAAUGGGUGUAGGAGGUGUAGGCCUGUCCCAUUUAAUGGGUGUAGGAGGUGUAGGCCUGUCCCAUUUUAAUGUGUGUAGGAGGUGUAGGCCUGUCCCAUUUAUUGGGUGUAGGAGGUGUAGGCCUGUCCCAUUUUAAUUAAUGUGUGUAGGAGGUGUAGGCCUGUCCCAUUUUAAUGGGUGUAGGAGGUGUAGGUCUGUCCCAUUUAUUGGGUGUAGGAGGUGUAGGCCUGUUCCAUUUUAAUGUGUGUAGGAGGUGUAGGCCUGUCCCAUUUUAAUGUGUGUAGGAGGUACUGGUCUGUCUUACUUUAACAGUGUAAAGGAGGCAUGAGCCUUUCCCAGUGUAACAGCUGUAGGCUCCUGACAGUUGUGGGACAUUGUGCGUCAUUUUAUUCUAAGGGACAGAUGGUCAGACACAGGAUGUUAGCUCAUGUUUAGCAGAGGUGCAACAUGAGCUUGGUUUGUUUAUAUAUGUGUGUGUAUAUAUAUAUAUAUAUAUAUACACACACACACACACACACACACACACACACACACACACACAGCACAAUCCUUCUAAACUCUUCAUUCACAAGGCCGUGUGUAAUUCAUUUUUAGAUGAAAUAUACCCAUGUGCUUUAUGCCCUGGGUCGUGGUUCCAUGUUGUUUAUAAGAUUAUAUGACACUUGUACAGCAUAUAGUAAUAUUAAUUUUGAUUCUUGACAGUUUUUUCUGUCUUUUAUUUUAUGUUCUCAUAGUACAAAUGAGUUGGGUUUCAGAAUAUAUAUUAAACCUGUUUGUGUAUUGUUAUAUAUGGCUAAAUAUGGUCACCAGCCUAAAAUAUGACUUUCCUAUAACUGCCUUUUCAACAUAACCAGUGAUGUAAUUUGGAAUAUAUAUUCAUACUUGUCAACAUAAGAAAUUUAUGUGUAUGGAUCUCACCCCCCCCCCCAAUCUUCAGCAUCUGAUCCUGUAGCCACAUGUUGUAACGUUCUGCUCAUUAUAUCUACCUGACACUCCUGUCUCCGCCCUGAUGAACCACACCUGUUGCUUGUUGCUCCGUCUUAGUCUUUGUAUUUAAGAACAUAUUUGUCUCGUAAGCCCCAGUCCAGCCAUUGAAGUCAGUCCUCUUGUUGCCUGUGUCUUUCCCGAUCCCUUUCUUCCUGUUUUGACCCCUUGUGGUCCUAAUUAUUUCCCUGAUCUGUUCAAUAAAACCCCUUUUUGUUCCCCUAAA